Molecule: messenger RNA, 3409 nt
Organism: Adelges cooleyi (spruce gall adelgid)
Lineage: Eukaryota; Metazoa; Arthropoda; Insecta; Hemiptera; Adelgidae
Product: centromere protein F-like
Exons: 15
Coding region: 695-2758 (687 amino acids)
Source: RefSeq, a predicted model, not a curated record
AUUUUGCACAUAAGUCGUUAUAAUAUUUGAAAUAGUCUUAAGAGUGAACACGUUGCGGAUAUGGCUCUUUAGUAGUUUAUUCAAUUAAAUAUUAACGUGAGUAAUCCAAUACAUUUGCCGUUAUUUGACCACUUGGCAACUGUGGGUAUUAUUACAGUGUUGGUGGCCACAAUUAAAAUCUCCACAUUAAUAACACAUAUUUAAUGAGUUUGGUAGACACAAUUUAUUUGGUUUCUUGUUCGCAUACAGGACAUAUGUACCGCAAAAAGUCUUUUAUGUAAGCCGUAACCCUAACAAUAAGACUUUGAGAAAAAACCGUUCAUCAAUCAAAAUUGAACGUUUAAUAAUUUCUAUAAUGUAUGUAUUCUCACCGGGAAAGGUGCCUGUGCGUAUAGCAGUAUUAGACUCCAUGGCAACAAACAUUCUUCGUUGUAAUGUAUUAGCCGUGUAGAUUGGGGAGUGAAAUAAUGUAUAAUAUGUAUUUUAUUAUAGUAAAACGUACACUCUUUGAACUUGUUAUUUCUACGAAAUUUAACAGUAAUGUUUGUUACAUAAUAUUUUCUUAAUUUAUCGUUGGUAAAAUGUGCGCAAACUAUUGCGUUUGUAUUACUACGGUUGUUUGUAAUUUUUUUGAAAUCGUUUGAUGUGAUCAAUUCUAAUUAAACUACCGUAACGUCAUAAAAGUACAUUAGACAUGACAUCUCAAGUGUCGUCGAGUAGGUCAAAUGGAACUUUAUCACAUCCGAGUAAAGGUUCUAUAAUUGACCGCCCAAACAGUUGUUCCAACAAAAGCUUAAUGCAUGAUAAAUCGUGUCCCGUGCACUCAAGAUUUACAUCGUACAAGACUAUUGGACAAUGUCAUGAUAAAAUGGAAGAGCUCGAAAGGCAAAAUAUUCGUCUAAUUUCAAAGGUUAAAGUCUUAAAAUACCAACUAAAAACGGCGUCUGUCUUGUAUACUAAUAUUCACCAGAGACCCGAGAAACCAUUAACUAGACAUUCUCAAAGGUCAACGCCAGUCAAGAUGCAGAAAAUAUCUAGAUUAUCUAGAGUAGAUUUUGAAGAUGAACCUAAAAUUUCUACACUUCCAGACAGAAAAUUCGAAAGUACAGAAUCGUUUGAUAGCGAAAAUAGUCUGGUAGAAAACAAAAGUAAACUUAGAGAAAACAUUGAGCUUAUUCAUUCUCACAGAGUUAUAAAGAGCAUGGAAAUAAAAAUAGAGAUGUUACAGGCCCAGUGUAAAGCUUAUGAACAAAAUCUUAUAGACGUCAACGAAUUGUUUCAAAAGGAAAAAGUCGUUCACGAAAAAUUAAAAGAAGAAUAUAUCAAGGAGAGUCAAAAGUUUAGUGAAUUGAAACCUAAGCUUAAUGCAUAUAAAGAGACGAACAAAGCACUGGAGGAACAAAUUCUGGAUUUGCAAAAAGAGAAAAUAUCACUACGAGAACAUAAUCAAAAACUUCUUCAGCUAUCUUCAAAACCACAAUCAAAUAAUAAUGGAAUAAAGCUAAAAGAAUUAGAAGACAACUUUUCGGACUCCCGAAUUAGCCUUUUGAAGCAAAUGGAAGAGAAUAGCAAAUAUAUAGCCGAAUUAAAGGGUACCAUAAAUGUCAUGGAAAGUAGAAUUAGUAACUACCUUGAUGAAAAUGAACAGUUAAAAAAUCAGAAAUUAGAAACAACAAGAGAACUGGAGAUAAAAGAAAAGAAAAUAAUCGAAAAGAAAAAUGAAAUUGAGGAAAUGAGGAAAGAAAGUUUGAAAUUAAAAGAAAAAUUGGAAGCUAGUCUUAAUGUAUUGAUACCAAAUGACGUUAAAGUGUGUUCAGUUCAAAACGGUUCGGACACUGAAGAUAAAAAAUUGAAAAGUCAAAUCCAAGAUCUUCAUCAAGAACAAACGAAAAUUAACCAAGCCCUAAAUUCUCAGUCUUACUUAAAUACUAUAUUAAAAGAAAAAGUUGAACAGUCGGAGUGUGAUCUAAAGGUAGCUACACAAAUAAUGAAGAUUCUCUUAAAUUUGUUUAUCAACAUAUCGUCGUUGAAUAUUUCUGAGCCUCUCAUAACUACCAUAGAAAUGAUCGAAAAGUCCGUGAGUUUAAUGAAAAAACAUUUCGACGUCAACAUAGAAAACAAAGAUUUUGAAGAAGUGAUAAAAAGAAUGUUAGAGGUUCUGAUUGGCUUCAGAGAUCAAAUGUUUAAGACACAAACUUCGUUUCAUCAAGCACAACGGACAAUAAAACCCACGGUCAAUAUUGUAAGCUUUCCGUCUAGUGAGUCUAGCUGCACGACUGAUCCGACUCCAAACAAUACGGCACAACUAGAAAUUCAUAUUGACAGUUUGAGUUUUACCGUUGAAAGUCUUCAACAUUUGAAGUCAAUUCAUCUUGAACCAAAUGUAUUUCUAACGUGGGGUUUUAAAGAUCAAGAAGACGUUGCCUAUUCACCUAGCAGACUGGCUUGGGCAACCGACUUCAAUUGCAGUUGUUUUUAUCGCAGCACUAACAGUGCAGAACUCUUACACUUUGUCACCAAGCAUGGUUUAUUUGUAAACGUGCACUUGGUCAGUGGCAAAGACUCACCAGUUGUCGCUACCGGAUUGCUAAACACUGCAGAUUCUAUAAACAACCCAAUGGUGAAAUUCAAUCUGAUCGUUCCGAUUAAAGGGGAAAACGUAGACGCUAAACUGAAAUGUUCAUUCCAGCUCUUUUGUGACUCCGAAGACAUACAAAAAUAUGGGACCCGUUUAUACAAUAUUGACAGCAAUAACUAAUUCGCUAGCGCAAUAUUUUUUUAUGUAGAAUCCGGAUUUAAAUUCUGUAGGAUUUCUAUUGAAAAUACCACAACUUAAGCGUUAAUUUAGAGCUUACAUGUUUCUCGCGAGUGUCGUAACUUAUCAUAUUAUAUACUGUGUUGAGGGUUAAUACAAUUUAUACUUUUAUUGUGAUAUUAUUUUUAGUAAGACAUAUAUUGUAGUAUUAUGAAACUAAAUCUAUAAUUACAACAAUUAUGAUGACCCAUUCAGUACAUCUUAGCCAGUUCAUAAAUUACGUUUUUGUGUAAAAUUAAUAGGUGAACGGUCUCGAGAUGAACUGGGUGGGUUAAACGAUCAGAAAGUAAUAAUUUAUAAACAAUUAUUUUAUUAUGUAUACGGCAAAUAAAUGAUUUUUUUUUAAUUACGUUUUUACGAUUUCCAAUCGACAUUUCUUACCUAAAAUAUGAAAUAUUACCUUUUUAUUUCCAUUUUAAUUUGUCAGUCGACUGUUCGAGGUUUAUAUGUAAAAAAUGAAUAAUAAUUGACGAUUAUAUACUAAUCCUAUGGAAUAUGUUUAUACGUGUAAAUAACUAUAAAUGCAGCAUUGGAGACUAAUUACAUGAAUUGAUUCGCUAGUAAAACAUUAUGACUAUAAUUAUCAAAACUUAU